CUACUUGCGUUUAAGGAUUUCCUGCUAUAAGACAUCCUUCUUAUAACUUGCGAAAUUAAAAGUUAAAGAUUACAUCUGUAACUUUAUAAAAUUGAUUAAUUCUCUAAGUUUUAUUCCUAGGUAUGAAUAUAUUUUACAUUUUAUUGAGUGUAUGGCUUGUAGACGAAGUUUUAACAGCAACCAAUCAAGAUAGACUUACCCAGCUUGGAAAUGUAUAUAUAGAUACUUUGUUGAAUAAUUUUAGAAAAAGUUCUAAAAAAACAAAGAACCUAGAACGUGCAGAUUUCUUUGAUGUUAAAAAAUCUGUUAUUCGACAUAUUCUUAUAAAAGGACUUUCGUCGUUAUAUAGAUUUGAUGAUUGCAAAGCAUCGGUAUUGAAAGAUAAAUUAGGCGUAAGAUUGGACGUAACUUUAAGCUUAAAUUUUUUAACUUUUAAAAUGAAAGAGAAGAGAUUAAGAACGAAUAUAUAUAUUAUAAUAGAUGGAGAGAGCAAAGAUAUUAAUUUCAAUGCUACUUUUUUAGUGAAUUUAAAAGGAAUUGGCGAAUUAAUAGAAUUCUCUAACUAUAAUUUUAGAUAUUGUUGGAUUGAUAAAAUCAAGGUCAUUGACAGAGGUUAUGAACAUUUAUUGUUAUUGUUUAACAAUUAUUAUACCACCAGUUCCAAAGAAAUGAUAGUUAAAACUAUUGAGAGGAAAGUUCCAGUUUUGAUUCGUAAAGAACUGUCUAAAGUAAAAAUGGAUUCCAAAGAAAUGGUUGAUAUUCUUCAAGAAAUCCAUCUAAAGAAUAAGAAGAUAUCAUCUCAUAAUUUCAUCAAUGCAUUUGCCUAGAAAAGAUCUUACAUAUCUACUAGGCCUAUAAUCACGUAAAAUUUAGAAAAUAAACUCUAUUUAAUAUAUAAAUUCACUAAUCAUUCUAACUGCAUAGUCUAAUCGAGAAAUAAUAAAAAAAUGUAAUUUAAUAAAGUUUAUAAAUUAUAUCCAUUAUUAAACUUAUUUCAAUAUCAUUUAUUUUUUACUUGAUAGCACCUACUGUAACAAUUGAUGUUCCGCAGUUAAUAAAAUAAAUCUGUCUCUAGUCUUUAGUUAUUUAUUUGUUACUUUCUUAUUCAGAAUAACAAAAACGGCAGACACACAUCAGGUGUAACGAUAUUCUCACGUCGUUCGUGGAUAUUACUUGCUCGUAGUUACACUUUUUUACUGAAAGGUUUGGACUUCGCUGAUGGAAUUUUUCUUCUUCUCAGCUAAAUGUCCUAUGAAGAAAGAUGCUAAUUAAAUAGUGAGUGUUGUGUGUCGUACGAUUGUAUCAGAGUACAGUAUUUAAAUAUAUUUCGGAAGAUACAGUACUUCAUAACAGAGAUAAGUUGCUAUUAUCAUCACAGUUCAGCUAAAUGAAUAGUUAAUGGCUUUUACCGAUAUAAGAAUCCGAUCUCAAACGGUUGUUCAUAGAUAUUUUGCAUUAGUCUUCAUUUCCCAUUCUUCCUUUUACUCGUAUUGUUUGACUACUUUAUAAUAAUGAUGCAGACUGUAAAGAUGAUCCAUUGAGUUAGCACCAUAUGCAAUAAAUCUAAUUUAAUCAUUCAGAUAGUUUAUUCUUUUCUGAAUAAACAGAGAAAUUAAAAUAUUUUUCUUCAACAGCAUUUAUUUAGUUUUGUUUUCGUCUCUUAAUUUCAGAUUAAAACAUUUUUUUCAAGGAAUUCAACCUGUUAAGCGCAUCAUCUUUGACAAAGUCUUGUGUUAUUAGUAUAAAAACCAGCUUGAUCUUGGGUUUUGAACAGAAUUAUUGUUUUUGUUUAAUACGUCAUUAUAGCAAAACCGUGUGUUCUUGUCCCACUUUCUUUAAUAUAUAUAUAUAUUUCGCCUUAAAAUUCUACAUCAAAAUUCCAUAAUCUUGUACAAAUGUUAAAUUGUAAAAUGAUUGGACUAAUGAAAUAUAUCGCAAAUAAUGUGGUUCAAACACAAUGAAGUAAAUAUCCUAUAUAAAAUUUCAUCUCCAUUUCAUCAAAUUGGAUGUGAAAAAAAAUAUCUAUUUAAUGGAUCAAGGGAAGGGGAUAUCUACUAUUGCCGAAAAUCCGUUCAAUCCACGGGCGCCCAUACAUUGGGGCACAUGCCCCAUUUUCGUCGCGGU
This is a messenger RNA of Centruroides sculpturatus (bark scorpion), 2124 nucleotides long. RefSeq lists its product as uncharacterized. The record is from RefSeq and is a predicted model, not a curated record. The transcript is spliced from 3 exons. NCBI's taxonomy places the organism in Eukaryota, Metazoa, Arthropoda, Arachnida, Scorpiones, Buthidae. Bases 123 to 827 code for a protein of 234 amino acids.